GCAGGCACCGCGCGCUCACUUACACGCGAGGAACCUGCCGAAAGGCCGUCGGAGCCGCGCGCUGUAAAUUAUGUACAUAACUUACGGUUUUUUCCCGGAUUACACAUGAAUGGCCGGCCGCACAACUCGGAGCCGCCACACCGAGCAGCGAGUGGGAAUAUCCGUAAAGCGACUGCAAGCAUCGUCUGAAGGGGAACACCGCGAGCCCUCCGUGCCCGUCUCUCCGCCGCACGCACACCGACCGAGGCUCGACGGCUCCGCCGGGGAUUUUAAAACGUAACACAAAGCCGUGCUGUUUUUAUUUUAUUUUAUUAUUUUUUUCUAUUUUUCCAGCAGGUGUAAAUUAAUUUUGUAGGAAGUGUACAGCUUGUGUAUAUAAGCCCUGGACGUCUGUACAGAGAUAAUAAAGACCCACUUAUCUGAGGCGAACAGCUGGUUUUUCAAACAAACAUGAACGGACGACGCGCCGCGAGCUUUCAUUCGAGGUUCACUUGAAGAUCCGCAUGCUGCCGUUUGGAGGAAAAACACGGCGGGCUUCAGAGGACUCCUGGUUUAGCGAGGUAGCUUGAGCUGAGAGACGAAUGUCUUCCCUGGAUUAACGCUGCGCACGUUGCCUCUGAAGCCAAUAGAGGAAAUGGUGAGGAGAAAAUUGAGGACAGAAACGGUUGGUUAACGGUCGGGGGUCUCACCCCACGACGCGCCGGUAAGAGCAGAAACAGCAGAAAGGCAGAGGAGGAAGGCGGGCAAAGGUCAAGAGUCUCCAGUUUGAAGAGAGACAGCCGGCACCCGCAGCCUGGAAGAGCAUCCUGACAAACUAGAAGGAGUGAGUGGGUGACCACAGAAAGAGAGAGAGACGGGGACUGACGGAGGAGGAGAGGUUCGGAGGAGGGGGAGGAGGAGGAGGGGGAGGGGUGGAAAAGGCCGUCGCCUAUGGCUACUGACCCGGGAGACCCCACAGGUACCGAGGACUCCUCGGAGAAACCUGAUGGACAGAAGGAGGAGGACACGGGGCGGGAGGGCCGGACCGCCCCACCCAGGGAGUCCAUACGCAGCGCGCCCACAGACUGUUCCUCCUCAAAGACUCACCCAGACAGAGCGGCUGGAGGGGGGGACGGAGGAGGGGGAGGCAAGGAAGGAGGAAGAGGAGAAGUCUCCCAUGGCAACGAGGAGACCGUGGUCAAACCGACUCCCGCGUUGCCUUUACCAGUGGAUACCGGUCAGAAACGCCUGAGGAGGGAGAAGCGCUUCUUCAGGAAGAGCGUGGAGAUCUGUGAGGAGGACGAUGACGUGGGAGUGGCCCCCGGCGUGCCCCACAGCGCCCCCCACCUGGAGCUGCGCUCCUCGGACUCGGUCUUCAGCGGGGCCCCCCAGCAGCAGGGCGCCGCUUCGUCCUGCGCGGCGCUGGGACACGACCCGUCCUUCUCCAGCUCCGGCCAGGAACCGGGCAAGGACGCCCCUUCGUCUGUGCCCGCCCAGAGGGGCAAAGAGAGGGACCGCGAGCAGGAGGAGGAGGCAGAGAUGAAGGCUGUCGCCACCUCCCCUGGAGGACGCUUCCUCAAGUUUGACAUUGAACUCGGCCGAGGAGCCUUCAAGACGGUGUACAAAGGCCUGGACACCGAGACGUGGGUGGAGGUGGCUUGGUGUGAGCUCCAGGACCGAAAGCUGACCAAGGCAGAGCAGCAACGCUUCAAGGAGGAGGCGGAGAUGCUGAAGGGGCUUCAGCACCCCAACAUCGUCCGUUUCUAUGAUUCCUGGGAGUCGGUGCUACGGGGGAAAAAGUGCAUUGUGCUGGUUACUGAACUCAUGACAUCAGGAACUCUCAAAACCUACUUGAAGCGCUUCAAGGUGAUGAAACCCAAGGUCUUGAGGAGUUGGUGCCGGCAGAUUUUGAAGGGCCUUCAGUUUCUGCACACCAGGACUCCACCAAUUGUGCACAGAGACCUGAAAUGUGACAACAUCUUUAUAACCGGACCCACAGGAUCAGUCAAGAUAGGCGAUCUUGGGCUGGCCACUCUUAUGAGGACCUCCUUUGCCAAGAGUGUUAUAGGAACUCCCGAGUUCAUGGCUCCAGAGAUGUAUGAAGAGCACUACGAUGAGUCUGUGGAUGUUUAUGCCUUUGGGAUGUGUAUGCUGGAGAUGGCGACUUCAGAAUACCCCUACUCUGAGUGCCAAAAUGCUGCUCAGAUCUACCGUAAAGUCACAAGCGGUAUAAAGCCAGCCAGCUUUGAUAAAGUGAAUGACCCUGAAAUCAAAGAGAUCAUUGAAGGCUGCAUUCGUCAGAACAAAAGCCAGAGACUCUCCAUCCGGGACCUCCUCAACCACGCGUUCUUUGGGGAGGACACGGGGGUCCGGGUGGAGCUGGCAGAGGAGGACACAGGCACCCAGGACUGCCUGGCUCUCCGGAUUUGGGUGGAGGACCCCAAGAAGCUGAAGGGAAAACACAAAGACAACGAGGCCAUUGAGUUCAGCUAUGACCUGGAGAAUGACAGCGCUGAGGAAGUGGCUCUAGAGAUGGUGAAGUCAGGGUUCUUCCAUGAGAGCGAUGCCAAGGUGGUGGGAAAGUCCAUCCGCGACAGAGUAAAUCUCAUUAAGAAGUCGAGGGAGCGCAGACAGCAGCAGUUCUUUCAGCAGCAAGGCACCGAAGAACGAAGAGACUCCACUCUCACCUCCCACACCUUCUCCAAUCCAUCGUGCCCCUCUUCGAUGGUGCAAGUAGCGGUGGGACAGAUGGGAAGAGGAGACGGAGGAGGAGGAGGAGUGCAGGAGUCUGAGGAGCUGCCUGAAAUGGACCAGCAUGUCAGGCAGCAGCAUAUUUUCAGUGGGACGACCCUCAGCUUGCCAGGGGAGAGCAUCGGUUCUGCCAGCUGUGAAUCUUAUGCAAGUGGACAGAGCCAAGCCUAUUCCCAGCCGGGGGAAUCAUACUCCCACUCCCAGAUUAAUCUCCCUCCUAUGGCCUCUAGCUCUGGUGCACUGGCUCAUCCUCAGCUGCUUUCCAUUGGUGAAAGUGGAAGUAUUUCUAACGUGCCUCUUGGUCAAAGUGUUAGUUUGUCCAGCAUGACCAUAGGCCAAAGUGGAGGAGGACUUGUCGCUCAGACCUUUCUUCAGCCCAGUACCAUGGUUCCACAGGUAUCACCAAGUGUACCUCAACUAUAUCUUCAGUCACAAACAUUCCCAUCAGAUGCAUUUCAGACUGCCACGCCUCAGGGCUCAGUGGCCCCGUCACAGCCAUACAUGCCCCCCGUUUCACCACAGGCACCCAUCAAUGUUCUCACUACAGCCAUGGUAGUCAGUGAUCCUGCCGGCCUGGCGGGGGCCAGUGUGCCUCACGCUCAGCCGGCCCAACACGCCGCCACGCCCAUGCAGCUCACUGACAUCAUUCCCCAAGCUGCACCCCAACAAACACAGCCUGUCAUGAUCCCUCAGCAGACCAUUGUCCCACAACAACAGAUAGGGAUGGAUCCACAGACCACCACCCUUCAGCAGCAGCCACUACACCAAAUGGAGGCCCAGGCCGCUCUGCUUGAACAACAAGUUAGCGCCACUGUGCCGCCAACUGAGCAGCAUCAACAGAGCUUUUCAGCUCCAGCUAUCCAGAAACAUCAACAUGAGCCGCAACCUCCAGUCUACGUACAGCAGCCGGUCCCGGUCCCGGUCCCGGUCCCGGUCCCGGUCCCCUCUCAGCAGCAUGUGUUGACUUCACAAACAGGUAUGGAACAGCAAGCUCUGUCAGGAUCGCAGCUGAUGGAGCAGGUCCAGAUUUACAGUCAGCCGCCGACCGGAGAUCCUCGUGAGCAGACCAUGAUACAGUCACAGCUUUUACAGCAACAGCUUCAGCAACAACAGGCUCUGUUACAACAACAGCUCGUGCACCAGCAGCAACAGCAACAGCAAGCGUCAGUGUUUGAGCAACAUCAACUGUACGUACAGCAGCAGCUCGAUCAGCAGCAGCAAAAUGCGUUGCUUCAACAGCAGCAAGUGCUUCAACACAAGCAACUGUUGGAUCAGCAAGAGCAGCAGAGUCUCGUUCAACAGAAACAAGAGCCGCAACAGGGUUUCAUACAGCAAGAGCAACCACAACAUACACUUCCACAGCAGCAUCAAGUAGAGCAAUCGCCUGCACAACAACAGCAAAAUCAAUUAUAUCAACAGGUUGGACAGCAAACUGGAGCGCAGAAAGAACCAGACAUCCAACAGCAGCCACAAAUUGUAUUGCAGCAGCAGCUUCAGCAGACUCAACAGCUAAAGGAGCAACAGUUGCAACAGCAAGCCUUGAUGCGACAAAUGGAACAGCAGCAAGCGCUACUGCAACAGCAAUUAAUUUUACAGCAGCAGCUCCAGCAGAAAGCUCAGCUCCAACAGGAGCAACAGGUUCAAUUAAAGCAGCAGCUCGAGCAGCAGCAGCAGCAAGCUUUGUUGCAACAACAGUUGGAACAACAGCGACAAGUCUUGUUUCAGAAGCAACAAGCUGAGAUUAUACAGCAACAGGCCCUGAUAAAGCAACAGAUCCAGGAGCAGCAGCAGCAACAAGCAGCCAUGAUUCAACUUCAUCAAACUGAGAAACAAGACACUGUCCAUGUUCCACAGAGCAUCAGUGAACAGCAGAUUCAGCCUCAGUUGCCUGAUAUGCAGCACGUGUGCAUCCCACAGCUACAUGCUGCUCAGCCUACGCCUCACACCGCUCAGCAGCAGGCAGUGGAGCAGCAGCAGCAAGUACCAGCGAUCCAGCAACAGGCGUUUGUUUCCCAACCGCAACACCACACGUCUGUGAUGGAACCUCAUAGUUCAGCUGGAUCUCGAACGGGCGCUGACUCAAUUCAGGCUCACAUCAUUCCUCAGGCCACGGGCCCAAUAACACUUCAGACCGCGCCGAUCCCUGCUCAGAUGUCUGCCUCUGUUCCAGCUCAAGUACUUGCUCAGCAAAGACAAGGUGAAGUUACCCUUCAGAAUCUCCAGGGCCAUGUCCCAAUCCAAUUUUUAGCCCAGACCACAGUCCAAGCGCCGCAAUCUGCUCCAGCUCCGGCUGCAACUGAGGCUCUGAUUCCUCCACCUGCUACAGUGCUACAAGGACAGACACAAGUCAUUCAGAGCCAGCAGAUUCCCUUGCAGACUAGUUAUCCUGGGCCUCCCACUUAUCCACAGGGUCAGGUAGCUACUCAGCCGUUGAUCCAGCCUCUACACACAACUAUUGCUGCUCAAGGCCUCCCAAUCCAUGGCCAGGUGUCACAAACUGACAUUCAGAUGGUCGGCCAACAGAGCCAAGCCGCUGUUCAGCCGCCUUCUGCAAUUGCUGCGAUUCCCAGUCAGAUCCAGCAUGAGGUUCACAUUCAGCAAAAUGCACAGAUACCUGGGCUCAUACAUCUUCCGCAACAAGCUCCAGGCCAUCCGCCUAUACAGGUGCAUGCUCAGCCUGCAGCCGGCCUUUUGAACCCUCAGCACAUCCCUCAACCUAUCCACCAAGGCAUAAAACCUGUACAGCAGGAGCAACAGCAGCCAGUUCUCCAAUAUCAGCAGAUGAUUGUUUCUCCUGGCAGCACCGCAGGUGUUGGACCCAAAACUGAUGGUCUUGGUUCAGUAGUCGACCCUCCAAACUUUGUGGCCACUCCUCAUCCUGUGCAGGCAGGGCAAGCCUAUGUUUCAGGACAAACCGUGCUACAUCCAGUCCUUCAGGCCCAGCAGCAGCCACAAGGAACUCCUGCUGACCCUUCAGUCAUUCAGCCUGUCUCGCUCGCUGCUCCUCAUUCUGCUGAGCAAUAUCAGCAGCAGCUACAACCACUUCCUCAAGUGCAGCAACAGCCAUCCCAGCUUCCCCCACAGGCCCAGUUACCCCCACAGCACUUCUCAACUCCAAUCCAGCAGACACCUCCUCUGCAGCAAGCAGUGAUACCCCUGGAUGACAGUCAGCUUCCCCCACAGUGUCCACCUCCUGCUCAUCUGCUGAGCCAUCCUCCUGCACAGUUAGGCCCCAGCAACACGAAGGAGCCUCCGUCUCAGAGUAUAACGCUGCCCGUCUACAGUCACCUGGCUGCAGGCGCCCCCCCAUCUCCGCCGCACCAGGCCAAACAGAUGCUGCCGGCACACACCCACACACAAACGAGUAGUCAGGCCCAAAUACACUCCCAAACCCAGACACAGGUUCAAACACAGGCCCAUUCUCACACUCAGACACACACUGACAUACCUGUUUCUGAACAGCCUGUUCUGCCCCAAGCUGUAUUUCCUGCACAACAAAUGCCCCUCAGCCCUUUACACACUUCAUGUCCUCCACCGUCACUACCCUCCCUUCCAACCCUGCCAUCCCACUAUCCUGCUGCUACCCCUCCUCCAGAGCUACCUACAUCUCCACCAGCGGCCCAGGUAACUUUACCAGGGCAGGCUGACUUUAUACCCACCUCCCCUCCGCCUGUCACUACUCUGCAGUCGCUCGAUUCUAAUGCCCCCAAACUACCCCAAGCCUCGCUGCAAGACUGUGACCUUUCCCUGCUGGGCAUUGCUCAGGAUGGUCCUUAUCUGACAAGUACAGAACAUCAUUCUUCAUCAGGAUCUGCUCCAGGUAAUGGUGAGGACACUUUACAGUUCCUGGCCAAUGGAAAAUUGGAGAAAUUAAAGGGUCAGAGAAGAACCUCUUGUCAAAAACCUGAAAAGGUUUCACACCAGUUUCAACUGAGCAUGCUUCAGGUGUCUGGCAGCGGAGACAAUAUGGUGGAAUGUCAGUUGGAGACUCACAGCAACAAAAUGGUGACAUUUAAGUUUGACACUGAAGGAGACGCACCUGAGGACAUCGCCGACUACAUGGUGGAGGAGGAUUUUGUUCUUGAUGUUGAAAAAGAGAAAUUUGUUGAAGAGCUCAGAUCAAUAGUUAAAAAAGCCCAGGAAAUUCUUCAGACACAUUCGCAGACUGGAUCCACUGAUCAGUUGCACGUGAGCACCCCCAGUAGUUCAAUGGAAUCGGUGCCCCACUCCUCACCGGUGGGACGAUGGCGCUUCUUUAUCAACCAGACCAUCCGCCAUCGAGACUCUCUUUCCAGCCAGGGAACAGGUACACCAACAACUGCAGCAGACACACUGACCACACAGUCCCCGAAAAAAGAGAGAGAAAGUGAAGGAUCCCAGAGUGUGGAGUCCUUGACUGGAAUUUCCUCCCUUCCCUACUCUACUAUUUCUGCCACCCGCCCCCCAGUGCCCUCUGCCUCAGCCCCUGCCCCCAUGGCUCCCUCUGCCUCUGCUGCGCCUGCUCCUCACACCGCCACCCCUGAAAGCAUCUCUGGACCAGCGUCUGCCCCUGUUACCGCCUCAGGCGGUCUUGAAUUGCCAGUUCGUACCUUAGCUUCUGAAGAGCGAAUUCCCAGUGCCCCUUUAACCGCGGCUGUACCCGCUGCAGCUAACGUGACCAUCUUGACAACUGCUCCCGCUGUUACAUCUCCCACAUUUACCACAAUUCUUCCCAGUAACAUCACCUCAUCAGGAACCAGUGUUUGCUCCUCUGUAGGUAAAAGUGUAGGCGACACUGUGAUUCCUGCUCAGCGGGUAUGUACAGAUCAGUCUUCAGCCUCCUUUCAUUCUCCUCCUCUCGCCACAACAAUGCCCCCGGCUGUGAGCCAGCUCAGCACAGAGCAGCAGCCACAGACUUUCACCCAGGUGGCACAACCAGCUCCGCAACAACCUCAACUGCAGCCACAGCUACAGCCUUCAUUACAGCAGCAGAAAACAGCAGGGCAAUUGCAGGCAGUACAGUUUGAGCAGCAGAUACAGCUGCCCACACAAAACCAACAACAAACACAAGCUCCAGUUUACCCGGAGCAAACCCCACUGCAGCAGGAACAAGCACUGCAACAGUCUCUUCAGCAAUUGCAGCAACAGCAGCUUAUGCAAAAGCAAAUAUCCCUUCAGCAACAGCUGCCUGAGGUGCAGGUGUUGCCUCAACCUGGUCAUCCAGAGUUGUUGCAACAGUCUGUACCUCUACAUCAGUUUCUUCCGCCUUUGGCCCCGCAGCAGCCCCAGCAACCUGUACAGCAGCUAGCGUCGCAGUUUGCCCCACAGCUGCUGCAGCAGCCUCAGCUGCAGCAGGUGCCACCCCAAGCGGCCGUUGUGCCCCAGCAGCAGACUCCGAUCGAUCAACAGCAGCAGCAACAGUUAAAUCUACAACAGUUACAGCAACAACAAAUUGUACAACAGCAGCUACAGCAGCAGCAACAUCAGCUGCUGAUUGGUGCUAUGGCCAUGAAACCAGAGCAAAGCCAAACGCUGCCCUUGUCAACGAGUCAACAUUUUCUUCAGCAGCAGAUACAUUUAAAUGAUGGACCUGUACCACAGCAACAAAUUCAGCAACAGUCCCAAGUGCCUGCAGAGGCAGUGCAGCAUGUACAGUCGCAGCUACAGCUACAACACACUGACCAGCAGCAGGAGGCGAUGAAAGCUGUUGAUGCAUCCCAGAAACAGCAGCAGUUUCCACUGCAGAAGCAGUCCUCUUUACAGAUGUCCGAGUCAGAAGUAUCCACCGGAGAGACGAGCAUCACCGAGGACACGGGCAGUUAUUCUGCCACUUUUCACCCUUCCUCUGACUCAUCGCUGCCGCCUCUCCAUCUGAGCACAGCCGAAGCCUCUUUACCAGCCCUCUCACUUACCAUGUCUCCGUCGCCCGCUCAGCCGUCUUCUGUGGCUGAGUCAGACAGCGAAGGUCCCCCCAAAAUUGAUUUCGUAGACAACCGCAUCAAGACGUUGGAUGAGAAGUUGAGGAACUUGUUGUAUCAGGAGUACAGCAGCGGGGCAGCAGCGGGUGGGGGAAAUGCGUCUGGACCGACCUCAGCAGCCUCCACAUCCGCAGGAGGCGACGAGUCUUCUGAGCCACAGUCUCUCCCCCUCUCAUCUUUCCCCCCACCUGCCUCCUCCUCAGAUACCUCCCCCCACUCCUCGUCCUCCACCUCGUCCUCUACCACCUCCCGUUCCUCCUCCACUUCCCCCGACCUGGAGCUGGGCAGAGGGCCCAAGGAGGCUUCAUGCAUGGUGCAGAACUCUGUGGAGUCAGGCCCGGUGGAGCAGCAGCCUGGCCCAUCCUUCCCCUCCACCUCUGCCACCUCCACCCCGCCUGCCUCUCUUCUACAUCCCAGUCAGGAGGACUUACCUGGGGCGCAGCGCCCGCCUGUACCAGGAGAGCCAACCAUUCUUGCUGUACCCCCUCACUCUGACACCAGUGCCACUGGAGACGCUUCAUGGCCCCCCAAUCAGCAACCGAUCCCCCUCCGACACGGACAGCAGCAGCACAAUGCAGGAGGUGGAUAUUUUGGCCUAAACCUGACAUGUCCUAGUAUCAGAAAUCCUGUUAGCAAGAAAUCCUGGACUCGAAAGUUCAAAAACUGGGCAUGCAAACUGCGCCACUCCGCCAGCUUGUUCAAGAAGCCCAGAGUCCAGCAAGAUGGUUGUUCAAGCACUCAGGCAAUCAGAGACGAGAAGGAGACGGCGCCACUGAAUCCACCACAGUCACGGAAAGGACGAUUCCAGGUGACUCCCGUGCUCCAGACUUCUUCCCCGAAAGAUGUGCCAUCGGGUCAUGGGAGCAGUCAGAGGAAAGUGGGACGCUUCUCCGUAACCCGAGCCGAAACCAGGAAAGAAGAUAGGCAGACUGAUAGCUCCCCAGUGUCUCCUGAUCUGGAGAGGGAGAGGAGGAGAUCUCGGGCAAAAGAAGGGGAUAAAGAAGAAAGUAGAAGGACUCCGUCUAUGGCCCACCUGCCUCGAGGGGUCGGGCACAGCCACUCUCCGCUCGGCAGCAGCGAUGAUGACGACGAAAGUGAGCUGGAGGAUGAAGAGCUGAGAAAAGAGCUGCAUAAGCUCAGGGAGAAGCACAUCAAAGAGGUGGUUUCCCUCCAGGCGCAGCAGAACAGAGAGCUUCAGGAGCUGUACAGACAGCUGCGCUCGCUCAAAGACCAAAGGCAGAGUCUGCCUGUCUCCCUCUCCCGGACGUCUCCUCUGCCCACGGGGCCUCCUGUCCUCUCUCCCCGCAGGCCCCGGCCAGCCAAAACCAAGCUCCGGCCCCGACCUCACUCUCACAUGGACAACAAUGGAGUUACACACUCCGGGAUUCAGCAGUCGAGUAGUUUCUCGGGCGGCGAGCAGAACAAACUGUCACUGUACUGCAACCCCGAGCAUCACACUACACUGCCUGCUAAAAGAGAUCACAGUCCUCUGAGAAAAAGCACAUUCACAGAUGAGCUGCACAAACUCGUUGAUAAUUGGACGAAGGAGACUGUGGGCCCGGCCCCGUCCAAGCCUUCUCUGAAUCAAAUCAAACAGAUUCAGCAGGAGCUGGGAGGCUGGAACCAGUCAACAGAGGCCACUCAACCUGGUUGGUUUCCAGUGGCUCAACUAAACCCGCAGGCACAAGCGACCCCUGCCAGCAUGACUGUGGCAGCCCCUCCGCCGGGAGGGGGAGCCCUGUCCACCCUGCACCCUCCGGGACCAGCGCCACAGCAAACGCACAUGGCUCCAGUGCCACAGAUGCAGCAGAGUUUACACCUGCAUCACCUGCAGCAGAUGGCCUACCAACCCUCCCCGCUCCGCCAGCAGAUGCAAACAGCCGCUCAGCCGCUGUCACAGACACAGCCCGCCACCCAGCUGCCCCACCCACCACCACCUCAAAGCCAACCGCUGCUGCCUUCCCAAAUGCCCUCGUCACCCGUGUCUACGGCCGCGCCGCUGCUGCCGGGCACUGGCUCCGCUGCACCGGCAGACAGCGGCGCCGCUGCCGGCGGGACGUUUUGCUCCUGUUCCUCGCCCUCCUCCACCUGCUCCUCUUCAUGCUCGACUGCUGCUCUGCCUUCCAGUGCCAAAAUUCACCCAACACCCCCCACCUCGACUCUUCCUCUGGGACAGAAAUGAAGCCAAGCGAAGUGUGAGGUCAAUGAAGGUCCAGGAAAUGGAGAUACCAGUGGGUCAGGACGUAAAGCGGAUCCAUUCAGAGUAUUGGUUUUUUGUGUAUGCGUGGGAGUUGUGACUGCAAUGAAUAUAUGAGUUCCAGUGUUACUUCUGGAUGAGGUGGGAAAUGAAUGUGAAAGUCAGAUGAUAGUUUUUAGCAUGUACAAACUGAGGGUGACACAGCAGCCGGGGUUUGUGAAUCGUGAUAUGUUCGGAUGUUGAGAUGUAUAAAGUCUUUAAUGUGUGAGUGAGUGCAUUUAUGAGUGUGGUUGAGUGUUUAUGGAUUAUCUGAGUACAUAUCACUUAUGUCCUUGGACACAAAUUAACAGUCAUGUUUUCGCUGGCAAACCAACUCAGCUGGACCUGAAAUCUCCCCAAGCCGAGACAAUGAGGACAAAAUAUUUGACAGUGUUGACAUUUUUUGUUUAACUUGUCAAAGCUUACAGUGAAAGGACUAUCAAGUUUAAAAGUGCAAUUAGUAAUGGUCAUCAACAUUGAUCAGCACGUAUUGUAUUGAUUUGUCUGUAAGGCAUAUGAUAUUUUUGUAGAAGCACAGUGAUAAAUACCAAGCUCAUACAGGAUUUUUCAGGAUCUUUUAAAUGUGAGUCUACAGCACAGAAAGCUUCAGUGGACAGAAAUGAACAACAGCACGUGAAACAGUUUGACCCCAGUAAGCCUGAUCUGGCUUCCUCUAUUACCAUGAUACCACCAAAUACCUUGAAGCAGCGCAGCAUGUGUUCGAUUUGUAUUGUUCUUUUUGUUUUCUCAAUUAACCUGAUCAGAGUAUUUCCUAAUGUGGUGUUAAGACCUGCCAUUUGAAUUCAAAGAGUUCCCAGGUACACUCAGGCCGAGGCUGCAUGACUAUACCACUAGCUCGUCUGGCCUGAGUGCAAACUGCUUGCACUUGAUGUAUUUAUACUAAAGAAUUUGUCAUUUACUACCAGUAAUCAAGGCUAAAUUUACUUGCAGUGAGACACGCUCUCACAUUUCACAGUUUUGCUUUCAGGUUGGAAUUUGCAUAUCGAAAUAUAUCAGUGUCACGCUCAGAGGAGGAUAAUGAAAAAGAAAAAAAAAAACUGCCAAGUUAUUAUUGAUUAGUGGGAAACCAUGUGGGUUAAUCCCAUAUUGCCUUUUAAAAUUACUGCAUUUUGUGAGUGUGGGUGUAUAUUUUUAAUGUAUGAAAAAGCUUUGUGGUAGUCCCAUGGUAUACUGCAUUAAAAACUGCAUCCCUGUUUCUUUCAUUCAAAUGGAAAUGUUUCUGCUGCCAGUGUUUUGGACUUCAAACACAAAUGAGAUCUUAGGUCACAUACCGGUUGUAAGUGUGCUGUUCCACACUGUUGUGUGAUCCUCACUUGCCUCUUUUUCCAGUUUUGUUUGGCGUUGUUCAAAUUCUUUAUUACAACUGUGAACUAUCGAGUCCUUCACCAUAGACUGCCUGUGGGGAUUGACCAGAAAGUAAAACAUGGGCCAUAACUGUGCAUUAUGCACACUUUGAAAGGUUUACUCAAGUCAAAGCUGUUUUCCAUUCCUCGGUUUCUAAAAUCUCAUCACUAUUCGAUAAGCAGAGUAAAAUAUCAGCAGACAGCAUUUUACUGGUACAUCAAUAUAUUUAGCCAUACACGCAUUUGACCAUUGACGGUCAGGAGUUCAUGCAAUUUUGGUGUAAAAGUAGCUUGUAGUCAAAAGCGGCAUUUCUGUUUUAAGAAUGAAAGCGGGACUGACACUGAAAACCAGAGAUUUUACAGAAGGUAAAGACCAAUAAGUGUAAGUAAAACACACAAAAAAAGAAUGAUUAAAGGAAAAAUGGCCCGUGCUAAAUGGUAUGGCUGCUGAGAAACUGCAUAAUUUAGAUUAUGAAUUCAGCAAUUCUCUGUUUUUGUUGCUUUUCAAGACUUCUCACAUCUUCACAGAGAUGUAGUUCAUUAUUAGUAAAGGUGAGAUACUGUGCUGUCACGUCUGAUACUAACAUGUAUCUAACAAGCUACAGCUUAAUGAUCAUGACUCAUGAUACGGAGCUUGCUUUGUCCUUGAAGUGUUACCAAAAUGUUAUCUAAAAAAAAAAGAUAUAAAGAUUAUUUUUGUAUUUUGGAAUGAGGUUGUAUAAAUUGUAAAAUUGUGUUCUCAUCACUAUAAAUCAGAGGUUAUAUGAAACUAGAAAACACUGGUUUUCAUCCCUGUUUACAUGGGACUCCCUGCUUUGAUAUACCUCUCUGAGUCCGGUCUGUCCCGGGUUAUUCAAGAUCACAUUCAGAUCAUAUGUGAACAUUUUUGACUUCUUAUUUCAGCUUUGAACCACAAAAAUUAUAUAUUUUGUGAAGAUGUCAGAUGAACUAACCUCCCUGCUGAACUGCAGGAUGAUACGAUAUACAUGAACACUAAUGAAGCAAAAAUCUGGGGAGUCCCAAAACGGCAUGACUGAGAACCAAUGAGAAAAGUACAUUUGGGCAAAAAAA
Salarias fasciatus (jewelled blenny) is the source of this 13358-nucleotide messenger RNA. It is a transcript of the gene wnk3, whose product is annotated as WNK lysine deficient protein kinase 3. Gene Ontology annotation, biological process: protein phosphorylation. Gene Ontology annotation, molecular function: protein serine/threonine kinase activity; ATP binding. The transcript is spliced from 25 exons. The coding region runs from base 931 to 10869 and encodes 3312 amino acids. The record is from RefSeq and is a predicted model, not a curated record. Lineage: Eukaryota; Metazoa; Chordata; Actinopteri; Blenniiformes; Blenniidae.